AUGGGGGAUGGAAAGAAAAAGGAGCGUACCAAGUACAGCCUACACCGCAAUAUCCCGGUGGAAAUUCCUGCGGGUUUCGACCAAUUGUGCGAUCCUGAAGGGGCGCGUAUUAUCAACGCCGCCGGGGAGCCGACUGUCGACGGCGUCGUCGGCCCGAGCCCAUCGACGCUGUUCAGUGCGGUCGGCUCGCUCUUCGUGUGGGUGAUUUUCGUUGUCUUGGCACACAUGAUCUUCACUGCGUACCAGACCGACCCGCCCCAAAUCAACGAGCUGACGCUGGACACCCCCAAAGGCUUCGAGGCGCCGUUCCCCGACUUCGCGGUGACUUUAUCACUCACCGGCUGGGACAUCUACAUCGCCACUCAAAUUAGGCAAAUCAAAGCCGCCCACGGGUCCAGCAUGACGUGGAAAGAAGCUGAGAAGGAGGCAGGAAAUCAGUGGAACCUGCUAUCGGAGGACGAGCGGAACUUGCUUACUUGCGAGAAAGGCAAGUGUGACAAUCGGACCCUGGAGUACCUGUGGCCCGUUUUCCGGUGGGAGUCCACCAGCGGCGGCUUCGUAAAGAAAACGGACGUCCAUACGUUGCUCGGGCCGGAGGACGGCGUCCACUUCGGGGACAAAUGUGGCCUGAGCGUCAGCACAAACCUCAAAUACGGCCGCUGGCCCGUCUUCUGCUUCCUCAACAGAGAGCUUCCGCCGGAGAGGCAGAGAAUGCUCCGCGGGCGCGACUUUGGCGACCCGCUUUGGAGUUACCUAGACGUACGCAUCGUCCGGUGCACCAACAUGUCCGCUGCCGCGGUGGAAUAUGAAAAGGGGUAUACCAACACCAGCGUACCCUUCCCUGCGGCUUGGUCGGGAACUUGCGCGCCGCACGACGACAUCGACGCCCUCGUGGACGCGGGACAAGGCCUCGGCGUCAACCUGUUCUUCAAGUCCCCCCAGGAGCCUGACUGGACAGAAUCGAGCUGGAACCAGCACGCUGGUGACCCGGCAGACAAUAGCAUGGAGAACGGUUGGACCAUGCACGAGUACCAGAAGCUGUCGAGUACUUCCCAUGUGGAAUGCGAUCUGUACCUGAAGCACACUUCAGCGUACGUCAACCGGCCGCAAAGCUCUGGCUUCGAGGAGGAGGACUUCUUCAAGAUUUACAAGUGGUGGUUCGACUUCGACCGCUCGCAGUGCUCCCGCAGUUACGCCGACGAUUCGCGUUUCGAGGAGUACAGCACGUCGUACCGAUAUGAUUGGUCUGACCACGCGAUGGGUGAGACUCAGGGCGAGAAUCGGACGCGGUUCUUCGAUAUCAGCGUCCGCAUGAACCACAAACGUCGCAAGAUCGAAGUGCGGCGCCAGAACAUUCUCGAGAUGCUCUCCGAUAUCGGCGGCAGCUGGGAGCCCUCCUUCUUCCUCGGCUGGCUGGUCGUCGUCGUCAUCAACCGCGCGCUCAUGGCCGCGAGCGCCUGCCCGCGGUCGCGCAAAGAAGCGAAAGACGUGUGGGCAGGAUUGUGCGGUCGGGGCGCUCCUGGCGCCGCUCCAAAAGUUGCCCCGGCCAAGGCGCCGGCGCCGGCGCCAGCGGCCGACGCUGCGCCGGCGCCGGCACCAGCGGCCGAGGCGCCGUUAUCUCCCGCCGCGAAGAGGUGGAAGUCCCUGGCGAUGAACUGGAAGCGCCUGAAACGCCAAAUGCAAUCGGCCAAUUAUUUUCAGUUAUUGAACAGCGGCCCCCCGGAGGCGCCGGCACCGCCGCCCCUCGACCCGCGCAAGUUCGCCGAGCUCCUGGAGCGGGUCGAGCAGCUCGAGAAGCGCCUCGAGGAGCAGCCCCGAAGGUCCUAG
Messenger RNA from Pelagomonas calceolata, 1827 nucleotides. Lineage: Eukaryota; Pelagophyceae; Pelagomonadales; Pelagomonadaceae. The record is from the annotation of a GenBank genome assembly.